AUGAAAGAUCUUGGUGUUUUGAAGUAUUUCCUCGGAAUUGAGGUGGCCAGGAGUUCGGCUGGUUUGUUCUUGUGUCAACGCAAGUACACACUUGACAUUGUAUCGGAGGCCGGAUUACUGGGAGCCAAGCCGUGUGGCUUCCCGAUCGAGCAAAAUCACAGAUUAGGACUCGCUAAUGGGGAGCUCUUGUCGAAUCCUGAGUCCUAUCGCAGAUUAGUAGGUCGACUCAUUUAUCUGGCAGUGACCCGUCCAGAUUUGGCCUACUCGGUUCAUAUAUUAUCUCAAUUUAUGCAGGAGCCUAGAAUUGAGCAUUGGGAGGCGGCUUUGAGAGUCGUUCGUUAUUUGAAAGGUACUCCGGGUCAGGGUAUCUUGUUACGUGCAGAUAGUGAUCUGUCCCUGCAGGGUUGGUGUGAUUCUGAUUGGGCAGCAUGUCCAGUCACUAGACGCUCUUUGUCCGGAUGGCUUGUGUUUCUGGGGCAAUCUCCUAUUUCUUGGAAGACAAAGAAGCAACACACAGUUUCCCGCUCGUCCGUAGAAGCGGAAUACCGAGCUAUAGCAGCAGUUACUUGUGAGCUCAAAUGGUUGAAGGGGUUGCUUCUGAGCUUGGGUGUGCACCACCCAAAGGCAAUCAAGCUCUUUUGUGAUAGCUAG
This is a messenger RNA of Vitis riparia (riverbank grape), 651 nucleotides long. RefSeq lists its product as uncharacterized. NCBI's taxonomy places the organism in Eukaryota, Viridiplantae, Streptophyta, Magnoliopsida, Vitales, Vitaceae. The coding region runs from base 1 to 651 and encodes 216 amino acids. The transcript has a single exon. The record is from RefSeq and is a predicted model, not a curated record.